GAGAAAUAAAAUGUGAUGGGUUAUAGCUAACACUGGUAUUCGUUCUUUUGUCCUGCGAAAUUAUAGACGCCUUCGUUAUCGACCAAAAUGAUACGCCAAAAGAGCCGGAUUUACGGCAAUAGGCUGAUCGCUAUGAUCACGCUCGUCGAUGCGCUCUCAAGUUGUUGGUUCGGCUACGAUCAGGGCGUUUUUGCAGGUGUUCUGGUAUCGGAGAAUUUCAAGGAACAGUUUCCCCAGGUCCGCGAUGCCAAUAUAUCAGGCAUCACGUCAAGUUGCUUCUUCAUUGGAGCCUUCCUAGGCUCGAUGGCAGCUUUUAUGCUAGGCGAUAGACUCGGACGAAGAAAAACCAUCGCCUGGGGUUUACUGUGCAACUUCCUGGGAGCGAUUCUCCAGUUCACCGCGUGGCAUCUGCCCCAGAUGAUCAUCGGACGUUUGAUAAACGGGUUCGGCAUUGGAUUAACAUCGACUACGACUCCCGUUUUCCUAUCCGAAUGUGCGAAAUCACACCAGCGAGGUAAACUGGUCGUUAUCGGUACCGCUUCUAAUGUAACAUCGUUCGCGUUAGCGAACUGGAUCGCCUAUGCCCUAUACUCUCAAAAUGGACCAUUCCAAUGGCGAUUUCCUCUCGCGUUUCAAGUCGUCUACUUCUUCAUGAUAGCACCAAUUCUCCUUCUAGUCCCAGAGUCGCCGAGGUGGUUGUUAUUAGCUGGUAAGGAGGAGAGUGCUCUCGGGGUUCUUAGCCAACUCGCCGGGAAGGAUAUUCCGAUGAACGACGAUACCGUCACGGGAGAGUUUCGCUCUAUUAAAGUCGCCAUAGAGCUCGAGAGAGAAGACCGUGCGCCAAUAAUGGAUGUCCUUUGCUUCCGCGACAAGACGCAUAACUUCCGUCGCUUGAUACUGUCUUGCGGAACUCAGUUUAUGCAGCAGUUCAGUGGCAUAAACGCAUUAGGAUUUUAUCUUCCUACGCUGUUGGCGGAGAAUGUUGGUUUUAGCCAAGAAAUGAGCCGAUUGAUCGCUGCUGUCAGCGGUACUGUUUACCUUGUCUCGGCAUUCGGAAGCGUGAUUAUCAUCGAUACUCUUGGUCGACGAAAGAUGCUACUAUGCGGCUCUAUCGCUAUGGGAAUAUGCCAUCUGAUCGCCUCCCUGUGUCUCAGAUCGAGCGAGCUCGAUAUUUCCGGGAAGAAACUGAUGGGAAACGUAACUACCGCGAUGUUUAUCGUUUUUCACGUCUUCUUUGGUCUGACGUGGGCUUGUGUUCCGUGGGUAUACAGCGCCGAGGUAAACUCGCUGGGCUGGCGCUCGCGCGGUGCAGGAGCCGCUACAGCGACAAACUGGCUCGGCGGAUUCGUGGUGACUCAAUUUACCAAAGUAGGCAUCGAUAACCUAAAUUGGGCCUUUUACCUAAUUUUUGCCGUGUUCUGCUUUUCUUAUUUCCCGAUAGUGCUCUUGUUUUAUCCCGAAACCUCAAACCGUACGCUUGAAGAUAUGGACUACAUGUUUAUACAAAAUCCAUCUAUAUUCGUAUUGGGGAGACAGGAAAUGACCCAGCGGAGACGGCCGGCAAGCUUCGCGACGGCAGAGGCCGACCGCAUUUCGAGGGGAUGAAGCAGAAAUUUCAAAGGUUCUCUAAAGAACAACUGGCAAAUUCAGAUAUGGCGAUACCCAAUAAUGCAGAGUCUAGACGGGUAGAAUCAAAU
This is a messenger RNA of Daldinia loculata, 1697 nucleotides long. Its product is annotated as putative sugar transporter. Lineage: Eukaryota; Fungi; Ascomycota; Sordariomycetes; Xylariales; Hypoxylaceae. Gene Ontology annotation, biological process: carbohydrate transport; transmembrane transport. Gene Ontology annotation, cellular component: membrane. The record is from RefSeq and is a predicted model, not a curated record. The coding region runs from base 88 to 1605 and encodes 505 amino acids. Gene Ontology annotation, molecular function: carbohydrate:proton symporter activity. The transcript is spliced from 8 exons.